UUAACGGUAACCCUUACUAGCGUUUUACUCUCUGGGGUAACGUUUACCCCUAUUACAGAAGGGUUUCUUGCUGUUCCAACCCCCGAGGGGCAAUUUUUUGUUCUUCGAGGUUAGUCCCCUCCACAGCGAACCACGUGUCACAAUCUCGUUGCUCCGUCACUGUACUUUUCACUUGGCAAAUUCGCCACACCCCUCCUUGUCUUCUUGUUCCGAAGCCAUCCAGUGAGGAACGGAUGCUGAAGCGGCGCCAGCAGCAGCAGCAGCAGCAGCAGCAGGGCCAGCAGCAGCAGAGCAGGAGCAGCAGGGCCAGCAGCAGGAGCGGCCAGCAGCAGGGCCAGCAGCAGGGCCAGCAGCAGGGCCAGCAGCAGGGCCAGCAGCAGGGGUGGCAGCAUCAGCAGCAGGAGCAGGGCCAGGGCCAGCAGCAGGGGCAGCAGCAGCAGGGGCGGCAGCAGCAGCAGCAGCAGGGCCAGCAGCAGGGCCAGCAGCAGGGGUGGCAGCAGCAGCAGGAGCAGGGCCAGCAGCAGGCGCGGCAGCAGCAGCAGGGGCGGCGUCAGCAGCAGCAGCAGCAGCGGCAGCAACAGCAGCAGGAGGAGCAGCAGCAGCAGGGCCAGCAGCAGGGGCGGCAGCAGCAGCAGCAGCAGGAGCAGGGCCAGCAGCAGGGGCGGCAGCAGGGACAGCAGCAGGGACAGCAGCAGGGACAGCAACAGGGAAAGCAGCAGGGACAGCACCAGGGACAGCAAUGGGGACAGCAGCAGGGACAGCAGCAGCAGCAGCAGCAGCAGCAGGAGCAGGGCCAGCAGCAGGGGCGGCAGCAGGGACAGCAGCAGGGACAGCAGCAGGGACAGCAGCAGGGAAAGCAGCAGGGACAGCACCAGGGACAGCAAUGGGGACAGCAGCAGGGACAGCAGCAGCAGCAGCAGCAGGAGCAGGGCCAGCAGCAGGGGCGGCAGCAGGGACAGCAGCAGGGACAGCAGCAGGGACAGCAGCAGGGAAAGCAGCAGGGACAGCACCAGGGACAGCAAUGGGGACAGCAGCAGGGACAGCAGCAGCAGCAGCAGCAGGAGCAGGGCCAGCAGCAGGGGCGGCAGCAGGGACAGCAGCAGGGCCAGCAGCAGGGACAGCAACAGGGAAAGCAGCAGGGACAGCACCAGGGACAGCAAUGGGGACAGCAGCAGGGACAGCAGCAGCAGCAGCAGCAGCAGGAGCAAGGCCAGCAGCAGGGGCGGCAGCAGGGACAGCAGCAGGGACAGCAGCAGGGACAGCAACAGGGAAAGCAGCAGGGACAGCACCAGGGACAGCAAUGGGGACAGCAGCAGGGACAGCAGCAGCAGCAGCAGCAGCAGGAGCAGGGCCAGCAGCAGGGGCGGCAGCAGGGACAGCAGCAGGGACAGCAGCAGGGACAGCAACAGGGAAAGCAGCAGGGACAGCACCAGGGACAGCAAUGGGGACAGCAGCAGGGACAGCAGCAGCAGCAGCAGCAGCAGCAGCAGGGCCAGCAGCACCUGCGACAAGCAGAGGGGCAACAUCAGGAACAACGGUGGCAGCAUCUGCAGCGGCUGCUGCUGCAACUGCAGCAGCAGCAACACCAACAACUGCAGCAGCAACUGCAGCGAGGGCAGGGACAAGUGCAUAUGCAGCAACUGCAACAACACCACACAUGGAUCCUUUGAAGAACAUCGCCAUAGGUAGUAUG
This is a messenger RNA of Closterium sp. NIES-67, 1693 nucleotides long. Lineage: Eukaryota; Viridiplantae; Streptophyta; Zygnematophyceae; Desmidiales; Closteriaceae. The record is from the annotation of a GenBank genome assembly.